AUGGAAGAAAGCGACGGUGGGGGAGAAACAUUUGUUUGGGUUAAUGGUGCAUCAGCUCAUUCCCAGAGUGUUGCCAAGGCCAAAUAUGACUUUUUAUUUGGUGGAUCAGAAAAUGAAACUACUUCAGAAUCUGGUAGCCAUGGAGGUAGUACUCUUCUCCCACACGACAUCAAUGAAUUCCUGGAAUAUGGGGCUGUAGAAGAAGGGGCCCAGACUCUGGAAAAGUCAUCUGAGGUUCAUGGGGAAGACAUUACGAGUGCUUUGGAUGGGCAGCGGAAGGAUCAGAUGCUCUGUGGGCCAUAUGAAAAUGGCAGCCCUGGUGAUGGACUGGAAACAGUUUCUGAGGCGUUGCAAAAGCCCCCCAAAGACGGAGAACAGUCCCAGCUUCUUGGCAAACAGAGUGAGGUUACAAACAUUUCUCAAGAUUUAGAAUCAAAAAAGGCCCAGGAUGGAGGUAGUUAUGUUUCUGGUUCAGAGAUACAAAUGGAAAGUGAGAGAAGGACUGGCAGAGCAGUUGAAGAGGCAGCCAGGGAGAAAGUUCUUGCAGGCCAAGAAAAGCCUUCAGAAAUGCCUCUUCCAUCUGAAAUAAUGGCAGAGAGGAAAUUGUACUGGAUCACAGAAGAAGACUCCAUGGUCUUAACUGUGGAAAUUCAGCCUGUGACCUUGCAAACUUCUGGUGGUGGAACUGAGGAAGUCCACAAAAUAUGUGAAAGGAGUAGUUGCAUACCUUUGGCUGGUCCAGAGGACAAAAACUUGGGCAUUGAUGGUGGUGUCGGGGAUGCCUGGGCAGAUUUUGAGCGGGAGUUUGCCAUGGGUGAUGUGGAAAAAACAGAACGGUUCCCUGAGAGGAGGAUAUCAAAAGAGACAGCCGUGAACAAACAUGUGGAAUUUCAAGGGGUGGAAAUUCUUUGGAUACAAAAAGCUGAGGAACAGAAGGAAAAGGGGCAUUCUGACAUGGGUAGUGUAGAAAGGAGAACUUUCUCCAACUUGUCAAACCAUCACACGUCAUACAUUCCCUCACCAGGAGUAAUUGGCUUGCCUGAUCGCCCUUGGAAUGUAUCCUGGGAAAACCUCAAGCCAUUGACAUCUUUGACAAAAGGUGAAGAAGAUGAAGUCUUUGCAACUGAAGAAAAGAGUUGGGCUCAGGAAGGAAAAUCUGUGCCAGACAAGGACAGGCUAAUGGAGGAGGAAGAAAUGCUCAGUGGGAGAAUGGAAGAUGUCCUUGGGCAACUCUCUGAAGUCUCAACAGAUGUGUACAGCUCCCAGUUUGAAAGCAUUCUGGACAAUGCAUCUUUAUAUUACAGUGCCGAGUCACUGGAAACGUUAUAUUCUGAGCCUGACAGCUACUUCAGCUUUGAAAUGCCACUUACUCCAAUGAUCCAACAGCGUAUCAAAGAAGACACUCAGUUUUUAGAAAGGACUCCUGAAGGGGAGAUGAGGAAGGACUCCUGCAAUGGAGUCACCAAUGGAUUUGGAGAUGUUAAAGGGUCAGACAUCGCUGCAGCUUGUCAUUCGGAAAGCAAUGCAAGGCUGGAAUGUACUACACCAUUAGAUGCCACGGGGGACAUGGGGAGCCAUGAUAUUCUGGAAAAAGAGGGACAUGAAAACCUGAGCCAUGACUUCAUCAAUGGCACGACCAGUAGCAAUGUGGAAGCAGCACAGAGGCUGGCAAAGCGCCUCUAUCAUCUGGAUAGAUUCAAACGGUCUGAUGUGGCAAAGCAUUUGGGGAAAAACAACGAGUUUAGCAAGCUUGUAGCUGAAGAAUACCUCAAGUUCUUUGAUUUCACGGGCAUGUCUUUGGAUCAUUCCCUCAGGACAUUUUUUAAAGCCUUUUCCCUCAUUGGAGAAACUCAGGAAAGAGAGAGAGUUUUAGUUCAUUUCUCCAGCAGAUAUCACCAAUGCAACCCCAGUGCUAUUUCCACACAAGAUGGAGUCCAUUGCCUCACAUGUGCAGUGAUGCUGCUGAACACUGACCUCCAUGGCCAUAACAUUGGCAAAAAGAUGUCCUGUCAAGAAUUCAUUGCCAACCUUCAAGGAAUGAAUGAAGGUACAGAUUUCCCAAGAGAACUCCUGAAG
Molecule: messenger RNA, 2076 nt
Organism: Python bivittatus (Burmese python)
Lineage: Eukaryota; Metazoa; Chordata; Lepidosauria; Squamata; Pythonidae
Source: RefSeq, a predicted model, not a curated record